Molecule: messenger RNA, 1691 nt
Organism: Striga asiatica
Lineage: Eukaryota; Viridiplantae; Streptophyta; Magnoliopsida; Lamiales; Orobanchaceae
Source: the annotation of a GenBank genome assembly
CCGUCUUGGGCCGGCCCAUGGAAGACGUCCGGGCCACGUACAGCAUGGGCAAGGAGCUGGGCCGGGGCCAGUUCGGCGUUACCCACCUCUGCACCCACAAGCAGAGCGGGGAGCGGUUCGCGUGCAAGACCAUCGCCAAGCGCAAGCUGGCAAACCGCGAGGACAUCGAGGACGUGAGGCGCGAGGUGCAGAUCAUGCACCACCUCACGGGCCAGCCCAACAUAGUUGAGCUGAGGGGGGCGUAUGAGGACAAGCACUCGGUGCAUUUGGUGAUGGAGCUGUGCGCGGGAGGAGAGCUUUUCGACAGGAUUAUUGCCAAAGGGCAUUACACGGAGAGGGCGGCCGCGUGCUUGAUGAGGACGAUUGUGCAGAUAGUGCACACGUGUCAUUCCAUGGGGGUCAUCCAUAGGGAUCUCAAGCCAGAGAAUUUCUUGCUGCUUAGCAAGGACGAGGACUCGCCUCUUAAGGCCACCGAUUUCGGCCUCUCCGUGUUCUACAAACAGGGAGAAGUUUUCAAGGACAUUGUGGGCAGUGCAUAUUAUAUAGCUCCAGAAGUCCUUAAGAGAAGGUAUGGACCGGAAGUUGAUAUUUGGAGCAUUGGUGUCAUGUUGUACAUUCUUCUCUCUGGUGUUCCGCCUUUCUGGGCAGAAUCGGAGAAUGGAAUUUUUAAUGCAAUUUUACGCGGACACAUCGAUUUUAGUUCCGAUCCAUGGCCUUCGAUCUCUAGUGGAGCAAAGGACCUCGUCAGGAAGAUGCUGAUGUCAGACCCCAAGCAAAGGCUGACAGCAUCUGAAGUUCUAAGUCAUCCAUGGAUCAAGGAGGAUGGUGAGGCACCCGACACUCCUCUUGACAAUGCUGUUUUGAGCAGGCUCAAGCAAUUCAAGGCUAUGAAUCAGUUCAAAAAAGUCGCACUACGGGUCAUAGCCGGUUGUCUUUCGGAAGAAGAAAUCAUGGGACUGAAAGAAAUGUUCAAAGGAAUGGACACCGACAACAGUGGGACCAUAACGCUCGAGGAGCUAAACCAAGGGUUAUCCAAACAAGGCACAAAGCUAUCUGAAUACGAAGUGAAGCAAUUGAUGGAAGCUGCGGAUGCUGAUGGGAAUGGUACGAUAGACUAUGAAGAGUUCAUUACAGCCACAAUGCACAUGAACAGAAUGGACAGGGAAGAACAUCUCUACACGGCCUUCCAAUAUUUUGAUAAGGACAACAGCGGGUACAUAACAGUAGAAGAACUAGAGCAGGCACUCAGAGAGUUUGGCAUGGAAGAUGGAAAGGACAUAAGGGAAAUCAUCAAUGAAGUCGACUCUGAUCACGAUGGAAGGAUAAAUUAUGAUGAAUUUGCAGCCAUGAUGAAGAAAGCUUCGAAAACACUAACAUCACUUGGAAGCUGGAUUCCCAAUCUCGUACUUCUCCUGAAGCCUCUAGAUCUCCUCCUCCUUCUUCCUCUGGUCAAACUUCUUGCCCACCUGUUGGCCACGUUGAACACAGACAGGUGGUCAACGGCAUUCUUGGCGUCGUGGAUAUCCUCGUACGCCACGAAUGCUGUCGACCACCUGUCCGGCUUCAACGUGGCCAACAGGGUUACGGUUGAACGUUUAGGUAGUGUUUGGUUGGAAUUGGGGGGAAAUUUGGAGGGAAAUUUGGAGUCUGAUUUUGUUUUGGGUAGUGUUUGGUUGGAGGGAAAAGGAUAA